AUGAAGCGAUACGGAAGUCUAGAAGUCCGAAAGCUCGUCGUCACCACGUAAGUAAGCAUUUCUCCCACACCCCCCGCGAGAGGCGAUUCUUGUCUCUGAUCGAUACCUGUACCGUACCGCACAGCAACGCCGUCUUCCUCGCUCUACUAUCCGCCUGGUAUCUCCUCGCCGGCAGCUGGUCGACCGAAACCAUCACCCCCGAGCCCGACAUGGGAGACAUCCACGAGCCAUCAUCAUCAUCAGGCUCAGGCACCUUCGAAUUCGAAACCGUCAUGGGGAUUUUCAUGCAGGAUGAUCCGUCGACGGAUUGGACGGGUUUUGAAUACGUACGUAUCGUCUCCCCCCUCUCUUUCCCCACCCUCCAAAUCCCAAUUAGAAUUUUCUUUUCUCAUUCUUAUUUCUGACUAAAAGACGAACAACAACUUCGGCCUCAUCAACCGCUCCUAUCCCACCGAUGACCCCUCUUCCUCCUCCACAACAACAGCACCCUGGCUCCGCUUCGCCCAAUACCUCCACCACCUCACCACAACCUCGCCCGCAAACGUACAGUACAAACUCCUCUACCUCGGCCGCCACGGGGAAGGUGCACACAACGUCGCGGAAGCGAAAUACGGCACCGCGGCGUGGGAUGCGUACUGGUCGAAGCGUGAUGGGGACGGGGAAUUAUUCUGGUCCGAUGCAAGGUUGACGGAAACGGGGAAGAGGCAAGCUCUCGCGGCGGGGGAGUUUAUGGGGGAGAUGAUUUCGUCGACGGAGGAGACGGAAAAAGGGAAAGGGGGGAAAGGGGGGAUGCCUGCCCCUCAGGCAUACUUCGUCUCCCCCCUCUUUCGAUGCCUCCAAACCGCAAAUGUGACAUUUGGAAGUUUGAAACUCCCUGCUGGAUCAAAGCCUUUCAGGCCGAUUAUCAAAGAGCUCCUAAGGGAAGUCUUGGGCGAGCAUACCUGCGAUCGACGCAGCACGAAAACUCUCAUCUCGACCAAUUUUUCCGAGUGGCGGUUUGAGGCGGGUUUCACGGAGAGGGAUGAAUUGUGGGAGGUUGAUCACAGGGAAACGGCGGAGGAACAUGAUGUGCGGACGAGGGCGUUUUUGGAGGAUUUGUUUGGGAUGGAAGAUGAGGAAGAUAGUGGUAGGGAGGGGAAGGAGGACGGGAUGGUGUAUGUGUCGCUGACGAGCCAUUCGGGGGCUAUUGCGAGUUUUUUGAGGGUUUUGGGACAUCGGGAGUUUGCGCUGCCUACGGGGGGUAUGAUUCCUGUUUUGGUCAAGGCGACGCGGGUGCGGUGA
Molecule: messenger RNA, 1281 nt
Organism: Lecanosticta acicola
Lineage: Eukaryota; Fungi; Ascomycota; Dothideomycetes; Mycosphaerellales; Mycosphaerellaceae
Source: the annotation of a GenBank genome assembly